UUUGAGGCUCAACUCGAAGCCACCAUGAAGCUGCUCCUGCUUCUCAGCUUGGUAGCCCUGGCCCAGUGCCAUGGCCAUAGGAUCUCUCUGCGGCGAGGGAAGUCCAUGCGGCAGGUCCUGGAGGAGAAGGGCUUGCUGGACCACUACCUGAAGGAGCACCCCUACAACCCGGCCGCCAAGUUCCUGGCCGCUGGCACCUCCACUGAGCCCCUGCAGAACUACAUGAAUGUUGAGUACUUUGGCACCAUCUCCAUCGGUACCCCAGCCCAGGAAUUCACCGUCCUCUUCGACACCGGCUCCUCCAACCUGUGGGUGCCCUCCGUGUACUGCUCCAGCCAGGCUUGCAGCAACCACAACCGCUUCAACCCAUCGGCUUCCUCCACCUACGUUGGCACCAAUGAGACCGUUGAGAUCGCCUACGGCACUGGCAGCAUGACUGGCAUCCUGGGCUACGACACCGUCGGCGUUGCAGGCAUCAACGUUGUCAACCAGAUCUUUGGUCUGGCUGAGACCGAGCCAGGCGAUUUCUUCUACUACACCCCCUUCGAUGGCAUCCUGGGUCUGGCUUACCCAAGCAUCUCCUCCUCUAAUGCCACUCCCGUCUUUGACAACAUGAUGUCAGAAGGUCUUGUGACUGAGGACCUCUUCUCCGUCUACCUGAGCAACAACGACCAGAGCGGCAGCUUCGUCCUCUUUGGUGGCAUUGAUUCCGACUACACCACAAACGGCAUCACCUGGAUCCCCCUCUCUUCUGAAUCCUACUGGCAGGUCACCAUGGACAGCGUCACCGCCAGCGGCCAGGCCAUCGCCUGCGCUUCCGGUUGCCAGGCCAUCGUGGACACCGGCACCUCGCUCCUGGCUGUGCCCAACAACGCCCUGAACAACAUCAUCGCCAGCCUUGGUGCCAACUCCAGUCAGAUCAGCUGUGAUGCCAUCAGCACAUUGCCCACCAUCUACUUCAACCUCAAUGGCAACGGGUUCCCAGUGCCACCCAGUGCCUACGUGAUACAGAGUGAUGGAUACUGCAGCCUCGCCUUCGAAGGCUUGGACAUCCCCACCGAGUCUGGCGAGCUCUGGAUCCUCGGAGACGUCUUCAUCCGCGAGUACUACGUGAUCUUCAACAGGGGCAACAACAUGGUGGGACUGUCCCCGCUGUCCUAAGCGCUCCGCCAUGCCGGGGACAGGCAGCGCAUCCCACUGCCACCGCGUGCCCAGCUUGGUGGCUGGCCCUUGACCAGCACUGCCUUCCCCUCCUGCCACAGCCACCGAGCACAAUAAAGCCGUGGAGAAGUAUCUCUGUGUUGUGUCUCUCUGGGAAGGGCUGGCUGGGUCGCUCUGGGGCAGAGAAUCAUGGAAUGUCUCGGGCUGGAAAAGACCUCAAAGCCCAUCUAGUUGGACCCCUUCCAUGGGCAGGGACACCUGCGACAGGAUCAGGGCCUCCAAGCCCCAUCCAAACUGGCCUUCAACACCUCCAGGGAUGGAGCAGCCAACACUGCUCUGGGCAA
Messenger RNA from Cuculus canorus (common cuckoo), 1505 nucleotides. RefSeq names its product pepsin A-like. The record is from RefSeq and is a predicted model, not a curated record. The coding region runs from base 25 to 1161 and encodes 378 amino acids. Lineage: Eukaryota; Metazoa; Chordata; Aves; Cuculiformes; Cuculidae. Gene Ontology annotation, molecular function: aspartic-type endopeptidase activity. The transcript is spliced from 9 exons. Gene Ontology annotation, biological process: proteolysis.